Trypanosoma grayi is the source of this 2613-nucleotide messenger RNA. RefSeq lists its product as hypothetical. The coding region runs from base 1 to 2613 and encodes 870 amino acids. Gene Ontology annotation, molecular function: protein binding. The transcript has a single exon. Lineage: Eukaryota; Euglenozoa; Kinetoplastea; Trypanosomatida; Trypanosomatidae. The record is from RefSeq and is a predicted model, not a curated record.
AUGGUGUCGACUCCGUUUGGCAUCAACGGACUGGAGUGCUACGAUGGGGGUGCAAAUGUAUCAAAGUCACGUGUGCUCAGCCGCACAGCAGCGCAGAGCCCCGUCCCCUCUGGAGGGGUGCGCAGACUGCGGCAGAUGAGUUCGCAGCAGACUAAGGGCGUCUCCAAUAUAGAAAAGCCCACCUUCAUGGCCUCCCUGCACCACAAGGGAAAGAUGCUGGUGUGGGAUGCAGACACUAUCGAGGUGGUUGGCAUGUGUGACCACCACGGCUGCUCCGUCGCGCAGUGCAUUGUCACACCGACCUAUGUCUUUGUGCGCGUGGAGAACGAGGCGGGGUUCGACAAUGAGGAGGAUUCGAAGGUGUACGUGUGGCACACCAAAACAUUUGAGCUGUAUCGUCGGCUGGUAGCGCACGACGGCCGCGUUACGUCCAUUGUGGUGAGUGAUCAAAACGACUCGUGUUUUGCGACAGCCGGCAUCGAUCACGCCAUACAUCUGUGGGACCUAACCAAGAACGUCAUGGGGCCGGUGCGCAAGAUCUCGGUCGGUGGCGGUGCCACCGUGCUGCUGUACUUCAGCGGCAUGAUCCUUGGCGGUUUCACGCAAGCGCCACUGAUGGCGUGGGAUGCCGAAACGGGAGAAGAGGUGCUCCGUGUAAAGGACGGCACGAGCGCCGUGACGGCGGUGCGCUGGCUGCACGAUCCAUCACGCGUGACAAGGCGCCCCGGAAAGUCGCACCAGCGCUCCGCGGCGCUGCUCAUCGGCUACAGUGAUGGUUUCGUGAAGCAGUGGUCCGUAGAAGCGGGUGCAAAGGCAUUAUCCAUGUCUAUCAAGUGGGCAAACAAGGUCCACCGAGCGCAUGUUACCGAUGUGUGUGGCGAUGACGAUGUAGUGCUCAGCUGCAGCACGCUCGACGGUGCAUUCCUGUUGAUGCCCUCACGUGGUCAGGUGGCCCCGCUGGUCUCGUAUGGCGUGCGUGUCGCUCUACUCGACACAUGCUCCAAGAACGCAGUGAUUGGGGUGGACGAUGGAUCGGUGGAGGUCAUUUCCUACAGUGACUUUGCGGCUGGACUUGGGGAGCCAGCGGUGAUUGCUUCCUUCCGUCCCCACACGAGUGGCGUCACGGGGUUGUUUCUCCAACUCAGCGAGGACCUCUCGUGGGAUCGCCUCAUCUGCAGUGGUGCCGAUGGCACGAUUGCAUUUAUGGACUACUCCAAGGUCCGCGGUGGACGCUGGCUUAAGGGAAUGGGUGCGCAGUCGGUGGAUUAUAUAUCAAACGGCGGUGCCAUCCUUAUUCCUAAAGCAGCGAACGGGGGCAUUUUUGUCAUUGAUCCACUGGAUAUUCUCCCCUUUGCCACGCAGCCAAAUGUGCAAAUAACACAAACAAUUACAUCAGUACGGUGGUCAGAAUCCACCAAUAAGCUGGUGCUGGGCUCUGAUGAAGGGAUGCUGAUGGUGUUUGAGGGUACCGUCGCUGAGGACCGUACCCCUUCUUUUCACAAAAUUGAACAGCGGCAUCUAAGGCCAUACUUUUCGCGCAGCAUCUUUCUCAGCGAGCCCGAUGGCUCCUUAGCUGUGGUGAACCUGCAGAAGAACUAUUUAUCAUAUGAGGGAGGUUUUAUGAUCGUUGAUUUGAAGGGGGCAGACUUGAUGUUUCCUGUGCAGCCACUGAUGAAAAUGUUUCCCAUCCGCAGCAGUCUGGUCACAUUUCAACGGUCCGAAGCCUACGACUACGCCGUUGUUUUGCAGCUCCGCGAUGGUUCCAUUCUACAAUAUGUUGGAAAUUCGAUUCGCAAGACAACGCCCGUCUUUGUGCGAACAUUAGUAGAGCCUUUCCUGGCAGACGUUCUUCAGAUGGAGUUGAGUGGGCUCUCUGUGUACCCAAGUAAUUAUGUCCUUGAUGUCCUUCCGACCGUUGGCGGUGUGGUGGACCUGCUCCUGACGUAUGCCAAUGACACCGUGAUGACGCAAUUGAAAUUUAGCGCUGUGCCAGGCGGUCCAUUGGAUAGUCACAUCUUUGCUAAAAAGAACUCCGCUGCUAUUGGCGGCCCCUUCUCAAGCGAGACAGAGAUGGUGGUGAGCCUGCAGGCCAUUCACCAGGGUGAUCUCGGGUUUGCCAUACUGCGGGAUUCACCUUCCGUGGACAUCAUCACUACCGACGGGGAAUACCUCUACCGUAUCUCCUACGAGGGUAACGUGCGGAGUUAUCAGGCGAUGAGCUACCGGCGGCGCUCACGCAGCUUCCCGUUUGACACUUCUGUACUAAAUAACAACACGUCGCUUGCGCCUGACUCCUCUCCCGCUGCGUGCGCCGCAGACUUCUGCGCGGAGGCACGCUACCUCGCCCUUGGCUACCGCGACGGCAUGGUACAGCUCUUUGACACCACACAGCAGAUCAUAUUUACCCGAUUUGCGGUGCAUACUUCGAUGAUUUCCGGCAUUUGGGCAUUUCCGCACGCCGUGAUAUCAGCAACGCUUGGCGGUGAUUUCCACGGAGGUGCUGUUUUCCGCCGUGUUAUGUUUGACGACACUGACAGUAAGGGGCCCUCGCCGGACUCAUCUUUGAUGCUACUUCGGCGAACAUCAGCGAGCGUUUCUGUAAUAGGGCCUUGA